AUGGCCGAGGCUGCGGCAGCCCCGACCUCUGAAUGGGACUCUGAGUGCCUGGCGUCCCUGCAGCCCCUUCCACUCCCCACGCCCCCAGCCGCCAAUGAUGCCCAUCUGCAGACAGCAGCCAUCUCCCUGUGGACGGUGGUGGCAGCUGUGCAGGCCAUAGAAAGGAAGGUGGAGGUUCACAGUCGGCGACUCCUGCACCUGGAGGGGCGCACAGGGACAGCAGAGAAGAAGCUGGCUAGCUGUGAGAAGACGGUGACCGAGCUCGGAAACCAGCUGGAGGGCAAGUGGGCCGUACUGGGGACAUUGCUGCAGGAGUACGGGCUGCUGCAGCGGAGGCUGGAGAACAUGGAGAACCUGCUGAGGAAUAGAAACUUCUGGAUCCUGCGGCUGCCCCCGGGCCUUAAAGGAGAGGUCCCCAAGGUGCCUGUGACAUUUGAUGACGUCUCCAUCUACUUUUCCACUUCAGAGUGGGAAAAAUUAGAAGAAUGGCAAAAGGAACUGUACAAGAAUAUCAUGAAGGGCAACUACGGGUCUCUCGUCUCCAUGGAUUAUGCCAUGAGCCAGCCUGAUGUCUUGUCUCAGAUUCAACCAGAAGGAGGCCAGGGGGCGCCAGGAGAAAGUGAGCUUCCCACAGAUCCCAGUGAAGAACCUGGUAUUUCGACAUCAGACAUUCUGUCUUGGAUCAAACAAGAAGAUGAGCCUCCUACUGGGGUUCCGCAGGAGACCAAGGAGACCGACCUGUACCCAGGUCCCUAUGUCGAUGAGGAGCUGGUGGUCAAAGCGGAAAACCUUGCUGGUGCGCCCCUGUGCUCAGAGAUUCCCGUCCCCUUCUCUCCAGCAGCCACGGCCAAGGAGACUUUCCCAGAUGUGACUUUCAAAGGCCAGCAGCCUACACCCACAGCACCGUUCGCACGUCCUCUAGUUGAGGGACCUGUAACUUUCACCCAGCUGGGGAGCUGCCCACUGCCGCCACCCACUGGGGAGCAGUCAUUCACCAGCCGCCCAUGUAACAAGAGCCUCAGCAGGGACACGCUGCUGACCCAUGAGUGUGACCACGCUGAGGAGUGCCCCCUGCCCUGCGCCCCUCGCUCCAAGCACUUUCCACAGCCAGCUGGUCUCGGUGUCUCCCAGGAGCCUGCCCGUGAGCCCCCCCCUACCUGCCCACACUGUGCCCGGACUUUCACUCACCCGUCUCGGCUCACCUACCACCUCCGGGUGCACAGCAGUGCCGAGCGCCCCUUCCUCUGCCCCGACUGCCCCAAGCGCUUUGCCGACCAGGCCCGGCUCACCAGCCACCGGCGAGGCCAUACGAGUGAGCGGCCCUUCCGCUGUCCCCAGUGCGGCCGGAGCUUCAGUCUGAAGAUCAGUCUCCUGCUGCACCAGCGAGGUCACGCGCAAGAGCGGCCCUUCUCCUGCCCCCAGUGUGGCAUCGACUUCAAUGGCCACUCGGCCUUGAUCCGCCAUCAGAUGAUCCACACCGGCGAACGGCCGUACCCCUGCACCGACUGCAGCAAGAGCUUCAUGCGUAAGGAGCACCUGCUGAACCACCAGCGGCUGCACACGGGCGAGCGGCCCUUCCAGUGCGCGCACUGCGGCAAAAGCUUCAUGCGUAAGCACCACCUCAUGAAGCACCAGCGCAUCCACACGGGCGAGCGGCCCUACCCGUGCACACACUGCGGUCGGAGCUUCCGCUACAAACAGACCCUCAAGGACCACUUGAGGUCGGGUCAUGGUGGCUGUGCAGGGGAUGGUGACCCAUCUGCACAACCGCCUGGGCCCCUCAUAACGGAGCUCGAGACUUCUGGCUUAAAUGUUAGCACUGCAGGUCUAGAGGCCAGCCAUUGGUACGGGGACGGGAGUGGAGGGGGCGGGUUGUGA
Molecule: messenger RNA, 1878 nt
Organism: Chrysochloris asiatica (Cape golden mole)
Lineage: Eukaryota; Metazoa; Chordata; Mammalia; Afrosoricida; Chrysochloridae
Gene: ZNF398
Product: zinc finger protein 398
Exons: 6
Coding region: 1-1878 (625 amino acids)
Biological process (GO): regulation of DNA-templated transcription
Source: RefSeq, a predicted model, not a curated record